CCACAUACCUCCAUCCCAGACACCCCCAACACUCUCUCUUCAUCCCCAACGACGACAUCGACGACGACCCACCGCUUUCCUUGUUUCUGAACGCCCACCAUGCCCACCCCGAGCGAGCAGACCGCCGCCGACCUCGUCGAGGCCACAGCCGGCUUCGACAAGAUAUUCUCCAAUGACCUCGUCGGCGCACGAGAACUCUUUGAGGCUAGAGACUCCCCAUUCCAUGCUCUCGGUCUUGGUGUGUGCGCCUUUUUAGAGGCAGCUCUCGGCAUGGAGUCUAACCUCAUGGCGGAGGCCACAAGAUUGUUGACUCUGGCGGAAGCGGGCGCAAGGAAACAGGCAAAAUCUAGCAAAUCGCUAAAGCAGACCGGCAGAUAUCCACCUGGGACCGAGUACGAGCUCGUUACCGCCUGUGCUACCAUCCUGCUCGGAUUGACGAACGCCUUGAGCGAGUCGUACAUGGGUUAUCUUCAGUGCUUAUAUGCAAUAAACAGUGCCCACGGAAAAUUCGCGAAGCUCUACAAAAUAGUAUUCCCACACGGAAUAGACGCCUACUCGCCCUCGCAGUUUCCCACUCCCUCAUCCUCCAUCUCCUCUCUCGCACCUUCUCCAUCCGCCUCCCCAUCUUCCAACAACUCGCAACUCUCCCUCCCAAACUACGAAAACACGAACAACUCUUCCCUUUCCGUCAAUUCCGCAAAGAAACACGGACAUGCCGUGACGACUCCGAGCACGCCGACAGCGAAGGGUUUCCUUGGACGAUGGGGUUUGAGCAGAUCGACUACGCCCGUCGCGGCUUCUGCGCCUGUGAGUGGGUCAGCGACGCCGACGGGGAACGGGAAUGCAUUGGAUGGGCUGGAAGAGGGUCCUGUGGAAGAAUUGAUUGUUAGUGGGACUGCGUUUGGUUACGGAGUGUUUAACCUUGUGUUAUCACUGUUGCCUGCGAAGGUCAAGAGCGUUGUCGGUUUCUUCGGCUUCAACCAUGACCGUAAGCUCGCGCUUCGUUGUUUGUCGGUCAGCGCGGCGAAGAAGGAUGUCACUGCUGUUUUCUCUGGGCUGACGCUCAUGUCGUACUAUGGCGUUGUGCUCCUUAUGUCUGGUUAUCAGGCGAACGAGAAGUGGAUCAUGGAACAAUACGAGAUUAUCGUGGAUAAGCUCGAGAGGAGAUAUCCUACUGGAACGUUGUGGAUUCUGAACCGGGCUAAGAUCCUGCGGAUGGGUUACGACGCUCUUGGCGCUAUCAAGGUUCUCAGAGAUGGCUUGAGCCCCGAGAGACCGCACACGUUCGUGCAGGCUGAUGCGUUGUUGGUAUUCGAGCUUGCGUGGACAUUACUAGCGCAGAGGGAGUACGGGGAGGCGGCGCCGAUGUUCUUGAAGAUGACGGAGUUGAAUUCUUGGAGUCACGGAACGUACUACUUCAUUGCCGCUGGAUGUCAAUGGUCGCUCGGCCAGUACGACGAAGCCCAAAAGUUGCUGGACGCGAUCACGGGACUACUCGACAAGAAGAAGAUUGGAGGGAAGGAUCUGCCGACGGAAGUGCUCAUCAAGAAGAAGUUGGCGUUUUAUAAGGCAAAGCAGGUGCGGUUGACAGGGAGUGAGAAGGGCUAUGUGGAGGCGAUCACGAUCAGUCCUGCUGAAGAAUUGGGAAUCUUCUGGAACUCUCACGCACGAAUCAGCAAGCCUAUCGUGGAGGCCCACAUCCGGGAAUGGAUGAUGCUCGAACCCCCGGUCGAGAUCUCGACACCUUACUCCGAUCCGGCAUUCCUCUCCGCCUCGCCGUCAAUACCUGAAUCAAUCUCGACAGCGUCGGAACCAUCAUCAUCGUCCGAAGCUGAACCAUCGUCACCGACCACGCCCACCGCCACGACACCCACGCUCACCUCCACGACGCCCACGCUCACCUCCACGACACCCACGCUCCCCUCCGCCGAACCAUCUACAAUCACAGCCACUUCCUCAUCCGCCACCUCCACGAGAACGACCUCAUCUGCUCCAGCACCGUCUCACAAGACCGCCAAACUCGACACGCCAGACGAACUCGCGCUGCGUUCGCUCCUGCUCGGUAUCGCGCACCGCACCGCGGGUGCCUAUGGCCCCGCCCGUCAGUUCCUCCUCGAUGCGCAUAAGAGGCAGGGACAGAUCGGGACGAGCACGUGGAUCGGGGGCGUCGCGAUGUUUGAGAUGGCGGUGUUGGAGUUGAAGGAGGCGGAGGUGGAGAGUGGGGAGAGGGUAUUGGAUCCGGCGGGGUGGGUCGCGGAGAAUGCGCUGGGGCAGCCUGAUAUUGUGGAGACUGCGGAGCCGGAUAGUAUUAGUGUUAGUAGUAGGAGUAGUGAGGCAUCAGGGUUGGGAAUGGGAUUGGGACUUACGACGGGAGUGAAGGAGGCGAGGGCGAAGAGGGUGAGAGAGGCGAGUGUGGCUAGUGGGGUUACGGAGAGCGAGGAGGGGAAGAAGGUGUGGAGGAGGAGGAUCGAGGAGGCGGGGAAAAUGUUGGAUGCGGCGAUGGGGCUGGCGGGAAGCGAGAUUGAUUUGAGUACGAGGUUGGAUAGUAGGAUCGUGAUGCUGAGGGAUGAGAUUAGGGCGAAGAAGGAGGCGUUGGGGAUUUAGAACGAAGGGGGGAGGAAUAGACUUUCAUAGAGUAAAUACAUUAUAUUCGGAUACUUAUUUACACAACACACGCAACAUCGAUCGCACUCGCACCACAGCACGUCUCAAUACAGCCGCUUUGUUCCCUCUGCAUACUUCGUGCAACGCAUACACCUGACGAUCUCAGCAAUAGCAUUAUCGGCGCAUCGUCCCGCUCUCUCUGCAAAGCAAUAUUCCGCUUUCUCUGGUUUCUUGCGGCUCUACGGUCCCUUUUCGUGUUUCCGUCCAGACGUUUUUCUAUAUAUUCGUUCGUGUCCGAGUCUCGUCUUCUGAUUCCGGUUCUGUGGCAUACGGUUCACUUUCGACCUUGUGUCUUGCUCAUUCUGUCUUCUAUCUUUGUCUUGGCUCCCGAUGUUGCGCAACAGGGCACGUACCGUAAUCCUUAUAACCAUCAUCUCGUUUGUGAA
This is a messenger RNA of Stereum hirsutum FP-91666 SS1, 3050 nucleotides long. RefSeq lists its product as uncharacterized. The transcript is spliced from 17 exons. NCBI's taxonomy places the organism in Eukaryota, Fungi, Basidiomycota, Agaricomycetes, Russulales, Stereaceae. Gene Ontology annotation, molecular function: protein binding. The record is from RefSeq and is a predicted model, not a curated record. Gene Ontology annotation, cellular component: cytosol; nucleus; mitochondrial outer membrane. Bases 100 to 2604 code for a protein of 834 amino acids.